CAAAAUCAAACUGCUAAGCUAUGAGAAAUCUGGUCACUUUUUUGCUGUUAGUGCUGGUUUUCAGUCAUGCGCUGACCAUGACAAUGGGGUAUAGAGAUGAAGAUGAGGAUGAAGAUUGGAAGCCGGAAAGAGAAUGGGAGAGAGAGAGGGAGAGAGAGGAGAGGGGUGGUGAAGAAGAAGAAGAUGAAAGAUCAGGUCGUGGAGAGGAAAGGUUCUUGUUGCAAGACGCAAAGCGUGUAGUGAAGACUGAGGCUGGUGAUGUGCGUGUCAUAACUAGUGUUGGAGGAAGAAUUGUGGACAGGCCGAUGCAUAUUGGGUUCGUUUCUAUGGAGCCCAAGAGUCUCUUCAUUCCUCAGUAUAUUGACUCAAAUUUGAUCCUCUUCGUUCGCAGAGGGGAAGCCAGAGUUGGAUGCAUCUACAAAGAUGACCUGGUGGAAAAGACAUUGAAGGUUGGUGACGUGUUCCGUAUUCCGGCCGGUUCAGCAUUCUAUUUGGUGAACACGGGGGAAGGACAGAAGCUUCAUAUCAUUUGCAGCAUUGACCCAUCUGAGAGUUUGGGAUUGAGAGCUUUCCAGUCUUUCUUCAUCGGUGGAGGAUCAUAUCCCACGUCUAUUCUAGCUGGAUUCGGCCACGAAACACUUUCAAAUGCUUUUAAUGUCAGCAGCGACGAAGUGGAGGAUAUCUUAAACAGGCAACAAGAUGGUCCAAUUGUGUACAUAUCUGAUUCUCAUGCGCCAAGCAUGUGGUCAAAAUUCUUGCAACUGAAAGAGCAAGAGAGACUACAACACCUAAAGAGAAUGGUGGAGUUCCAACAAGAGCCACAAGAACAAGAACAAAAAACUUGGUCGUGGAGGAAACUCUUGAACUCGGUAUUCGGAGCCGAAGAUAGGAAGGAUACCAGAGCAACCCGUAGAUCCCCAGACGCAUACAACAUCUACAAAAGACGCCCUGACUUCAAGAACAACUAUGGAUGGAGUGUUGCUCUUGAUGGGUCUGAUUAUAAACCUCUUAAACAUUCCGGCAUUGGUGUUUAUCUGGUUAAUCUUACAGCGGGAUCGAUGAUGGCACCACAUGUGAAUCCAACUGCUACUGAAUAUGGGGUUGUACUAAGAGGAUCAGGAAGAAUUCAAAUAGUGUAUCCAAACGGAAGCUCAGCUUUGGACGCAAAAGUGAAAGAAGGCGAUGUGUUUUGGGUGCCGAGGUACUUUGCAUUCUGCCAAAUCGCAUCAAGAACAGGGCCGUUUGAGUUUUUUGGAUUCACAACCUCAGCACGGAAGAACAGGCCACAGUUCCUGGUAGGUGCGAGCUCACUUCUUCGGACUCUGCCUAACCCUGAGCUCGCGGCUUCUUUCGGAGUGAGCGAGGACCGGAUUAGAAACUUCACCGAUGCACAAAGUGAAGCUGUUAUAUUGCCUACUGCAGCAGCGGCACCACCAGAUAAGACGGACAAGUAUGAAAAGAAGAUAGCGGCCAAGUUUGGGAAGUUGCCGAAUAUGGUCAGGAACUUCGGUAAUGACAUGAUCAUGGGGUUUGAUUAAGGAAGCUC
Molecule: messenger RNA, 1546 nt
Organism: Pistacia vera
Lineage: Eukaryota; Viridiplantae; Streptophyta; Magnoliopsida; Sapindales; Anacardiaceae
Product: vicilin-like seed storage protein At2g28490
Exons: 5
Coding region: 21-1538 (505 amino acids)
Molecular function (GO): nutrient reservoir activity
Source: RefSeq, a predicted model, not a curated record